Messenger RNA from Gasterosteus aculeatus aculeatus (three-spined stickleback), 6063 nucleotides. NCBI's taxonomy places the organism in Eukaryota, Metazoa, Chordata, Actinopteri, Perciformes, Gasterosteidae. The record is from RefSeq and is a predicted model, not a curated record.
AGUGAGAGAGUUACUGACGCACAGCCUGCAGAGGGGAACCGCGCUGGAGAACCACAACCUGAGCCUGCAGGAGGAGAACCAGAGGCUGACCCGAGAACAGCAGCGCGUGGCUGCAGAGUGAGGACUGAGAAGCAGACGAGGACACAUGGAAUCAACGGGACACAAAUCACACGACUACAAAGAUAGAAACAGAAGAUGAACGUCCAGGUGUAAUGUUGAAGCGUUGUGUACUUUUUAUGUCCCGUGUGUUCCUGCACCUUGAAGACUGGAGCGUUACGCCGGAGGGAAGGAGGCCCUGGGAGGCGGAGCUCUACUCUCGCUUUGUUUUGGUCCUCAACGAGAAGAAAGCGAAGAUCCCGAAGCCUCCUGAAGGAAACCAGGACGCGGCGCUGCGAGCCCAUUGGACGACGGCCUGCGGGACCUCCCCGACGUGGCCCCGAGUCGCAAGCGGCGCACCCGUCACCUCGGGCCCCCGGAGGCGGGGCCACAGGGCGCCCAAAGGAAGAGCCUCAUCGGCCUCCAUGACGAUGCAGAACAACCCCCCGCUGACCGGCUCUCUGGGUCACCACGUGACUUUGCCGUGUCAGUUCUCCAUCCCGCCGAUUUCUGCGGACACUCCAACACCCGGAUCCCGUGAAGAGCUGAGGAUCAAGUGGACGAAGCUGAAGAAGGACGGGGAGGAGGUGGUCCUGGUGACCCUGGGGGGGGCGGCGAAGGAGGGACAGCGUUACGCGGGCCGGCUGUCGUGGCAGAGCCCCCAGCCGUCCGGGGGCGACGCCUCCCUGAUGCUGGGGGGGCUUAGGGCGAGCGACGCGGGGGUGUACCGCUGUGAGGUCAUCCACGGGAUGGAGGAAUCCCGGGAAACCGUCCGCCUCAACGUCAGCGGUGUGGUGUUCCACUACAGGGCGAACGCCAGCCGCUACACCAUGAACUUACACGCCGCCAUGGAUGCAUGUCGCUCCGCGGGCGCUGACAUCGCCACGCCCGACCAUCUGGCGGCCGCCUUCGAGGACGGUCUAGACCAGUGCGACGCCGGCUGGCUCGCCGACCGCUCCGUCAGGUACCCGAUCAGAACGCCGCGGCCCGGGUGCUACGGCAACCUGGGGAACCGACCAGGCGUGAGGACGUACGGCGUCCGUGACGCCUCGGAGGAGUACGACGUGUACUGCUACGUGGGGAAGCUACGCGGGGAAGUCUUCUACCCGUCCUCUGUCAAUGCUAAGCUAACGCUACAGGAAGCCCGGGACAAGUGCGAGAGGCACGGCGCCGUGCUGGCGUCUCCUGGUCAGCUGUUUGCAGCCUGGAGGGAGGGGCUUAACCGCUGCGACUACGGCUGGCUGUCGGACGGCAGCGCCCGCUACCCCGUCACGCAGCCGCGGCCUCAGUGCGGCGGGGGCUUGCUGGGGGUCCGCACGCUCUACAAGUACCCCAACCAGACCGGAUACCCGGACGCCAGUGACAGGCACGGACUCUACUGCUACCGAGAGCCAACGACCACGAGUCCCCCGACGACUCCAUCAGAACCCACAAGCGCCCCCGGCACGCCGACCCCCGGACCACCAGAGCCCGUCGCACACCUGCCAACAGAGAGGCCCCCAACCGACCAACGCACCCCCCCCCACACCACGGCCUCCGCGCCCCCCACCGCCAUGAGCGACUACGACCUUACAGACCCUUUGCUCCCCAUGGCGUUUCCCCCCUUACCCACCACCAGGGGGCAGCCCCCGCAGCUCGACAUCUCCCAGGGGGGGCAGGACGAGGGGGGCGCCAACAGCGGCAGCGGGGAGGGGGGCAGCAGCGACGGCCGCUCUAGCGGGGCCGAGGCGGUGACUCUGGUGACCCCGACGCCGGCUUGGGGCGAGACCUCUACAGGGUCCAGUCGGCUUCUAAAGACCACCACCGGGUCCGGGCUGGGGGGGGAAACGUCCAGACCGCCACGGCUUCUGGCCCUCACCACCGUGGCGGUCGCACCAGGAACUCACACCCCGGGACUGGGCGUACCGGGGGGCGCGGUGGAGGCGGGGAAACAGCCCGUGGUCGUUUUUAAAGAGGAGGUCAGCCCUGAAACGGCCUCGACCUUUGACCUCGACCAGUCUUCAGGCAAACCGCCGUUCCACCUCAUCAUCGUCAACGUGCACAAUCAGAACCAGUCGGUCUCCCACAUCUUAGACAUCCUGAGCCAGUCGGCCCUGGGCCUCGGCGGUCCCCACUUCCCCCAGGUCACCGACCUCUCCCAGGGGACCAGCAAGGGGCUCCAGGACAGCAGGGACGCCGAUCCUCUGGCGGUCUACCCGAUCCACCUGCCCCCCACCGUCAGCUUCGUCAACGAAAAACACCAGGUGACCUUUGAGACGCCGCUGCCGGAGGAAGCCAGAGGAGAUCAGUUUGAGACGGCCACACCUGUCCAGGUAGACGGGGACACGACUCCCUCUGACUACGAGGUCAUAGAAGUCCACGGAGAGGAGACGCCCGUCCCCACUGAGGAGACGGAGGGCUCCGUGGACUUCUCUCCAGACAUGGACCAGACCACCUCUGACCAGACCACCACAGACCAGACCACUACAGACAAGACCACCACAGACCGUCCCACGACGGACCACCCCACCACGGACCAGGCGACCACGGACUGGCCCACCACAGACCAGACGACCACAGACCAGACCACAACGGACCAGACCACCACAGACCAGACCACCUCGGACCGGCCCAGCACAGACCAGACCACCACAACAGACCAGACCACCACGGACCCGACCACCACGCACCGGCCCACCACAGAUCAGACCACCACAACAGACCAGACCACCACUGACCAGACAACCACAGACCAGACUACCACGGACCGGCCCACCUCGGACCAGACCACAACGGACCGGCCCACCACAGACCAGACCACCAGGGACAGGUCCACCACGGACCAGACCACCACAGACCAGACCACCAUGGACCAGUCUGCCGUCAUGACGGACGAGACAGAAAUCGGUGGGACGGAGCCUCCUGAGGCAGCAGGGGUCACCACGGGGCUGCGAGCGGGGGACCCAGAGGGGUCGGCCUCCGGAGAAGACGAGGCUUCGGGACAGGACGAGGCUUCGGCACAAGACCCCCAGGAGACGACCGGCUACACCGAUAUGCCGCCUUUACUGGUUUACUCCACCCGGCGACCACCACCUGAUGACCCUGUCACGGAGGUGGCCUCAGGUGCAGAGCAGCUGUCCGGAGAGGGGGAGCAGGGUGGUCUGGUUGACCCCCUCAGAGAUCAUCGCAGCUACCGAUAUAACAGAGUGGCAGCUGUGACUUUGAGAGCGCCAACCACAGAGGUUAAGAAGGAUCCGACCCCCCCUGCCCCUGCCGAAUCCAUGAUCCCCAUAGACCAGCGCCCAUCCAGCGCCGAAGAGUCCACCACGAGCUCCGCCCACUACAUCUCCGAGCCCUUGUACACGUUUGACCACGAGACCCGCUCCGUGCCCCAGUGGGCUCUGGUCCCGGACCCUGCCGCCACCCCCCUGCCCAACGAGCAGUUUGUGGACUAUGACUCACAGAUUGCCCCCCCUCUGGUGGAGGUGCGCCCCCCCACGCAGCCUGCUGGCGCUGUGGAGGUCAGCACGGGCCUCAGAGAUCCGCUGCUCUGCUCCUCCAGCUUCUGCCUCAAUGGAGGCUCCUGCUACCAGAGAACCUCGCAGAACCUCUGCGCCUGUGCACCCGGAUACACCGGGCCGCGCUGUGAGACGGAGGUGGACGAGUGCCGGUCCAACCCGUGUCUGAACGGAGCCACCUGUGUGGACGGAGUGAGCUCCUUCACCUGCCUCUGCCUGCCCAGCUACUCGGGGGAGCUGUGUGGACAAGACACGGAGGUCUGUGGACUCGGGUGGGAGAAGUUUCAGUCUCACUGCUACAAGUACGUCAACCACCGGCGCACCUGGGACGCCGCCGAGCGGGAGUGUCGUCUGCACGGCGCCCACCUGGCCAGCGUCCUGUCCCAAGAGGAGCAGCUGUACGUCAACGGUCUGGGCAGUGACUACCAGUGGCUCGGCCUGAACGACAAGAUGUUCGAGAGGGACUUCAAGUGGACGGACGGCAACCCGAUGCAAUACGAGCACUGGAGGCCCAACCAGCCCGACAGCUUCUUCCAGUCGGGGGAGGACUGCGUGGUGAUGAUCUGGCACGAGGGGGGGCAGUGGAACGACGUGCCCUGCAACUACCACCUGACCUUCACCUGCAAGAAGGGCACAGUGUCGUGCGGGCCCCCCCCCGCGGUGAGGGACACCCGGGUGUUCGGGGCCCUGAAGCCUCGCUACGAGAUCAACGCUCUGCUCCGCUACCACUGCAAGCGGGGCUUCGUCCAGAGACACGCGCCCACCAUCCGUUGCCGGGCCGACGGCCAGUGGGACGCCCCGAAGGUCACCUGCACAAGCCCAGCAACUUACAGCCAGUCAUUGGCUCUCAGGCGCCUCCACCACCAGGACCACCAGGUCCACCAGGUCCACCACGUCCCCCAGAAACCCAGUCCACAGCAGCAGCAGGGCCCCAGCUCCAUGCUGAGCCGCUGGACGCCUCCCCAGAGAGCGAGGAGGCAGCAGAGCGCCAACCAGAUGAGACACUGAUCUCGUCUGCGCCAGGCGUCUUUUCCUUUAGCUUAGCUUCACAGUGACGUCCAAACGCGGUUCCGGAGGCGUCGGUGGAGGGACGAGCCGGACCGACGCCUCUGUACAGGACGAGGGACGCGUUCCUCAUUGGCCCCCCAGGUCCUUUAUAGAAGCCAUGUGACCGGGGUUUAUAUUCUCACAUUGAGGGUGAUGAUCACUUCCUGUUAAUUACAAAAAAACAUCCUUAAAUCGUCAAUCAGUGGUCUGCAGUCUUUAACUCCGCCCUCUGGUGUCCACCUUCAUUAAUACAACCAUGCGCCUCACUGAUUGGAUCUCAAGACAAGAUCAACGCACGCGUGUUUGACCGACUGGUAAAAAGACUAAAUGCUUCUCUGCAUUUGGGUUUGAUCCCACCGGUGCUCCGUAAACCCGUCUCUGCCGUCUCGACGCCUCGGAGAGAGACGGAUAGCAGCGAACCGCUGCACCGGAUCCCAGCGCGGCGGAUAAAGCCCCCACGGGCAGAAAGCUACCCCACCACCACCACCACCACGCGGCCCCCACCAGCUACCAGAUGUUCGCCCUGCUGCUGUUUGUUGGCAGCAUUGUCCGCUAGUCGCCGUGAGCCGGCAUGAAAUCCCCGCAACGCAGAUGUCGUUUGAGAAGCACGGGGCAGUUUGUGGCGGCACCCCGGCCCUCCCCACACGUGACCCCGGCCCUCCCCACACGUGACCCCGGCCCUCCCCACACGUGACCCCGGCCCUCCCCACACGUGACCUCAUCCCGGUCCGGCUCGUCGUAACGCCGCCCCACCCUUAACGUUUCUCCGCCCUCCACUGGGUCACGUCGCCCCACCAACAGAGCACCAAUUCAUCGCCGCUUCUUUGGGAUUCGGUCCGUCGCCGCUCGUUAUGACCCAUUUUUUACCAGCUGAUUUUUACGUGUAGAUUUUUGUACAAAAUAUUUUUGCUGCGUUUUGGGAUUUUUUUAAACAGAAGUGAGAUUUAAAAGGCGGCGCGCCUUUAAAAGUGCAUUCGCUAUUAAUCAUAGAAUAUAUAUUCCAAAUACUAUAUGAAGCCAUUUGAAUUUAACUUAUUGUAUACUUUAAAACUAUGAAUGCGUUGUGAGGAUCGAAUGAAGGUCUUUCAGAUCUGAACACAGUUUCUUUUCCGUGGAUUUCGCCCCAAACUGCUCUGGAUUAAACAUUUAGUGUCGGGUUACGAGCCAAAGGCUUGUUAACAUGUUGCUUUCUGCAGCAGAUCUGGAAUCUGUGAUUUCUUUAUCCAACAAAUAAGGGAAUGUGAAGAAUGUGCAACGAGUUCUAUUAGUGUGCAUAUUAUGUUCUGUGUUCCUCGUUCAUUUUCCUUUUUGCAUGUUUGUUCGUCAGCAUUCUACAAUGUUUACUGUAUCUGAGCUGAUUUUCAUGUAAUCGUUGUUUCUUCCUUCAUUUGAAUUACUGUAAAUGAAAAGAAAAGCUCCAUCA